Lichtheimia ornata is the source of this 351-nucleotide messenger RNA. RefSeq lists its product as uncharacterized. NCBI's taxonomy places the organism in Eukaryota, Fungi, Mucoromycota, Mucoromycetes, Mucorales, Lichtheimiaceae. The record is from RefSeq and is a predicted model, not a curated record. The transcript has 3 exons. Bases 1 to 351 code for a protein of 116 amino acids.
AUGGUCUCAUUCACCAAAACUCUUGGAUUUCUAUUAAUGGCUGGCCUGGCCGCGGCCCAAGACACAGGAGCAAUUGUGUAUCCGACGGAAGGAACAACGUGGAAAGUGGGUCAACAUGUCAAUGUGACCUUUAAAGAAACAGAGCCACCUGUUGAAACCGUAUCCAUCUUCUUUGCCAAUGAUCGAUCCGUCACCCUAGGAGGUGGGCCUCUAACAAAGAAUGUAUUUCCCUUUGACGUACCGGCAGGAGCUGUGAGCCCAGAAGGUGGUACUUCGCUGUUGUUGGCUGUACGUCGAGAAAACUUCCAUCUUCAGACCGUGGAUGCAGUAAAUGUCAAGGUCGUAGCAUGA